CCGAGGGAAAAGUUAUAGCACCGCUGCGCGAUAUUUAAAAUAUGUAGUGUCAAAUGAGGCAAACAUGAUCGAUCAUCCUUGUGUGUGUUAAAUUCCUCAAUUCUAAACUAAUUUCUCAGUCCUCUUCUGUAUUUUGAUAUUCACCGUAACGUCAGUUGACGAUUGGCAAGUCUGCAGCGUCUGCAGCAGAUCGGAGAAUCCCGAUAAAUAUGAGGAGUUCGUGUAAAUCUCUUCACGUUAAUGCUAGACUGCCUUCAGUUUCAAUAGUCGACUAUGUAAGUAGUCCGGAAUGCAUAGCGAUUAGUGAUGAUUCAAAUGAUAUGUUCGACUAUUAUUUCGAGAACGAGGACACUAUACACUCUUCUAUUAAAAACAGAAGUUAUAACCUUGUGAAGGAUACAGUUACAGAAAAUUCGCAGCAAGAUAGUGAUGAUACAGAUAGUGUCAUAGAGAUUGAAAGCCAACAAAAGUCUACCAACUUCAUAAGAACUCAAAUGCGAAAGAAAACGUCUAAUAGAACGAAAUUUUUGCGCACUUUAUCAGAAAACGAUCAUACUUCUAAUGGGUCUGGAAUAAACAAUAUUUCAAAUAAAACAUUAACUGAAGACGCUAUAACUAUAUCUAAACUUUUGUCAAAAUAUAAUUUCAAUCGAAUAUUCGAAGCAUUAUGUCAAAAUAGACACGCAAAAAAUUAUAUAGAACUUACACUUUGGGAUUUAUUACCUAUGAAAAGGCCUCCUGUGCAAAGAAUAACUAAUGAAAAUAAUUUUGGUUCACAAUUCACAUCAGUCGAUUCAUUAAUAGAAGAGGUAUUACGUGCCAGUAUUUCAGGAGAUAAUCCUAUACAACAUAAAGAGGAUAUUAUUGCGGGUACUAAGAGGAAAGUAAUUACUACUAAUAAAAGAGAUAAGGAAGAGAAUAAUAAAGAGAACAGCAUGUUGUUUCAAAAUGAUGAAAAUUGGAUCUAUGAUGUACUGCAAUUAUACGUAGAAUUAACAUGUAGAUUUCCUAAUGUCGACCAGCAGUGGCUAAAUAAUUUGACUAGAACGUAUAAACACCCGAAACAAAAUGCUACUUUUGAUGAAAAGUUAAAGAAUCUGAUCAGCAUCGUUGAAAAAGACGCUACCGAAUUACAAUCGGAAUAUGUUGCCGACAUAGACGAAAAGUUUAUAUAUCUAUCGAACAUUUUUCAAAACGCGGACCCCGAUUACUUGAAAAAAGUGGUUGCAAGAACGCGCGGCGAUGUCGAAGCAUUACAAGAGUUCAUCCAAACGCAAAUAGAAACGCCUACUUAUAUAACGAAAGAAGAGAAGUUGAAGCGAAAGAACAUCGCAAGAUAUACUAUAAACUUCAAUGUGAAACAAUUUUUGGAAGCAAUUCCGGAUCCGAUCGAAUUCUUUGAAAAUCAGAAUAGGAAAUGUGUAUACAAUGCGGAAGCAUUUGAAUUUCUUAAAUUCCAGUUUAAACAAUUUGAGGAAACGACUAUAACAGAUGUAUAUACACAAAAUAAGUAUAAUUUAACUUUAACUGCAUGUGCAUUGCGAACGAAAGUACCAGAUAAAAGAAAUAACCAUGAAUCGUCGUGGAAGAAAAAAGCAUCGGAAAAUAUUCCUUUGUUGCAAGAGGUUGCUUAUAUAGUACGCAAGACGCAAAUUGACGAGGAAUUUAAUAGGUUGAAGGAAAUAGAAAGGAAAGAACUCGACUUAUUAAUACGGAUGAAUGAGUUCUUGGAGUGCCAGUGUUGUUACACUGAAUGCAUUCCAUCGAAGUGUUUGACAUGCGACGAUGGACACGUAUUUUGCGAUUUGUGCGUUCAAAGAGGAGCCGAAGUAAAAAUGGGACAAGGGACUACACGCGUCUCAUGCUUUGAUUCCGACUGCACCAGUGAAUUCAGUCUCACGACGCUUCAAAAAGCGUUGAAACCGAUGGUGUUCAGUCUCCUUCUACGUAAGAGGCAGGAGGCAGAGGUACUGGCUGCUGGCCUGGAGGGUUUAGUUGCAUGCCCGUUUUGUUAUUUCGCAUCAAUACCUCCAGUGGAGGAUAAAAUUUUCAAGUGCCUCAAUCCCGAUUGCAUGAAAGAGUCAUGCCGGUAUUGUAAACGAAUUAAUCAUUUACCACUUAAAUGCUACGAAGUGCAAUCUGACAAAGCUCGCUUACUUCUGGAAGAGAAAAUGACAGAGGCACUUGUGCGUAAAUGUUAUAAUUGUGGUAGUCCAUAUAUCAAGGAGGAUGGGUGUAAUAGAAUCACGUGUUCAUGUGGCUCAGAGAUGUGUUACAUAUGUGGUAUAGCGAUCAGUGGGUACGACCACUUCGAUCAAAAUGGACGUUGUCAGAGGCACAGCGAUCCUAAUACAGACGCUGCGACGGUACAAGUAGUCGCUAAAAAAGUUGCGCAGCAUUUAAGAGAAGGAGACCCAAACGUAGACAUAGACCUAAAUAGUCUUCUAACGCAUAUGCCGUUGGCAUCUGAUGACGUGGCUAUUUCGGAACGUGUGGAGAAGGUUGCUCAACUGGACAAGUAGUGUUUUAGAACAUAGGUUUAAUAUUAUUAAGCUGUUAAUAAUUAUUUAAGAAAUACCAAAUAUUGUUAUUUAUAAACGUAAGUGCCAAGCAAAUUUUAUUUCACAGAUAUAUGUAUAUGAUACAGAUGUAGGAAGGAUUACUCAACAGUUUUGUUUCUGUAACUCGUAAUAGCUAAUUGAGCAUUUCAGUUUUCAUUUUAUC
This is a messenger RNA of Ceratina calcarata, 2724 nucleotides long. RefSeq lists its product as uncharacterized. The coding region runs from base 210 to 2522 and encodes 770 amino acids. NCBI's taxonomy places the organism in Eukaryota, Metazoa, Arthropoda, Insecta, Hymenoptera, Apidae. The record is from RefSeq and is a predicted model, not a curated record. The transcript is spliced from 7 exons.